AUGUCACGAAGUGCUAGUGAUCUUAAUCAAUUUUCUACAUCAGAGGCAAGAAAAGGUCACAAAGGAGGUCUUGGUUAUGUUUUAUUAAUGGGUGGAAUGCUAGCAAAAACAAUGGCUGCAUUAGGUUUUGGUGGAGUUGCUAUGCUGGCAUUAAAAGCUUUAGGAGCAUCUUUAGCAGCAUUAUUACUUUCUUCAGUAGUUGGAUUAAAAAAACUAGGCGAACAAGGUCAUCAUGAAAGUCACGUUCACAAAGUAGUUAUUUUAAGCGCCUUGUGCUUACUUGCAGUUGCUGCAGAAUCAUCAUUUAAGGAAUGUCUUGAGCAAGACUCGAUCUCUUGUGUUCAAAUGACGCUAUUUCGUAAAGCAAGAGACUUCUUUGAUCAACAAGACAUUUCUGUCGUAGAUGGGUUGUCAUUCAAAAAAGAUUCAGUUCGGGGUGCACGCUCUAUUCCCGUUGACACUUCUGCAAUUGAAGCUGCAAAUACAAUUGAAUCACGUGAAGAUGCUUUGGAAAACUACGUUUCUGAGAGAGCAAUGAAUUUCUUCCAAGAGCGUUCUUUGAAUCUUGAUAUGAUGACUGUCGGUCGUGCAGUCUCACAAGCAAUUCCAGAAGAAGUAAAAGAAUCAAUGCGCUCAAUGGUUGGCGAAGCACGCAAAAAGAAGAAGAAGCUCCUCAAGAAAUUGGCACCUCUCUUGGGAUUAGUCAAACUUAAGGCUCAAGGACUUAUGUUAUUGGCUCUCGUUGGAAUUGCUAUUAUCGCUAAAAAAGCUUUAGUUAUUGGAGUCAUCGCUCUGGUUUUGGCCAAAUUGGGACUUGUCAAAGCUAUCAUUGCCAAGGUCAGCUCUAAAGCCGGAGGUGGCGGUGGUGGAAUCGCUGAUCUUUUAGGAGGAUUAGGAGGAGGCAGCAGCAGCAGCUCUGGUGCCGAGGCCGUCGCUUACCAAGCAUAUGCUCCCCAAACUGGUUCAGAUAAGCCGGUUCAAAAUGACUUUAAGCACUACAUUGAUCGUGGUCAAGUUCAACCAUUAGCAAAUGGUUUUUAUAAAGUUAAACCCUUAAAAUAUAACAAAAUGACAAAUUUUUUAAAAAUUGUUUGCAUUGUCACUUUUGCGACGGUAGUAAGUGCACUACCUACUGAAGAUUUUCCAGAAACCGCAAGAAACGCAAUAAAUACCGAGAAUGAGUUGAUGGACAGUAUAUACACUGAUUGUGUUCGAAAAGAUUCGGUGAACUGUGUUAAAUACAAGUUAUUUUCUAUCGUAGAUAAAAUUUUGGACAAACGUGACACUUUCGCUGUUACAGAAGGUGUUACUGUUGUAAAAACAGCGAAGACUAAUGAAAAAGAGGGAUCUCCACGAGGAUUAAAUGAAAACAAUUCAUUAGAAUCAAUGAUUCUCGGACGCAUUCAAAACUAUUUGCAAACACACACAAUAAAAGUAGAACUGAAGGGUGUCGAUGUAGUUAAUGCAAUAAGUUCAACUUCUCGAGCACUUGAAGAAGUGUCAAAUAGUUUUUCAAGUGGUGGUUCAACUUCAGAAGAAGCCAGAGGCAAAGGAAAAAAAAAGGCUAAGUUAUUAGGACCACUUCUUUUGGCAGUAGCAUUGAAAGGUGCUGCUCUCAUUCCUUUAGCCUUAGGAGCUAUUGCUUUAAUUGCUGGCAAAGCGUUGUUAAUAGGAAAAAUUGCACUGGUAUUAUCAGCAAUAAUUGGUUUGAAAAAAUUGCUGUCUCAAGAAAAGCAUGUAACUUAUGAAGUUGUUGCUCAUCCACACCAUACAAGCUCACAUAGUUCCAGUCACAGCGACGUUGGAGGAUCGGGUUACAGUUCAGAUGUUGGAAGCUACGGUUCUGGAGGUGGUAGUCAUGGAUGGGGCCGUUCUGCAAAUGCACAGGAUAUUGUGUACAGUGCGUACAAAUCAACGUAA
Culicoides brevitarsis is the source of this 1920-nucleotide messenger RNA. RefSeq lists its product as uncharacterized. The record is from RefSeq and is a predicted model, not a curated record. The coding region runs from base 1 to 1920 and encodes 639 amino acids. The transcript has 6 exons. Lineage: Eukaryota; Metazoa; Arthropoda; Insecta; Diptera; Ceratopogonidae. Gene Ontology annotation, cellular component: membrane.